AUGAAGAAGGGCGGUUCUUAUCGAGAUGAGCACCACAGACGACGGUCUCGACAGAGUUUCCGCAGUCAGGAGCUGUUGGCUUCACUCACGUUGUCAGCCGAAGCCAUCACGCUUAAUUCCGAGUCUGGCGAUGCAGAGGAAGCGGCAGCUCGAGCUUCACGACGCAGUACAAGAAACCUCGCGAGCGUCACAAAUACAAAGAUUAUGACGAUGAAGAAGCUUAAACUUAGGCGUAAAUAUCGAUUAGGUGUGCACGGCUCACUUCGAGAAGAAGAUGAUGAUGACGAGCUGGAUAGUCCAGCUAUAAAAUCUAGACAUAAAUCGUUGAUGCCUCUGCUACCAGCUAUUCUACCAGGACUGAUACCGUCUCCCACUCCAAAGAGUGUCACUAAGGGAGAUGAGAAACAUGCAGUUGGGAAGUUCGAAACUCACGAUACCAAGUGGAGAGCCACAGUCGAUGGACAAGUCGAGAAGUUUAUGUACCCAAGUCUACGACUUGAAACUUUAUACUUGGAGAAACCGAUUCCGGAUUCUGAAGAUGAUAAGCCAAUGCCAUCUCCGAAGACAAUUGACGAGGUGUUGACUAGCACUUCAAAAGUGAGUUGGGAACUGGAGCUUUGA
Messenger RNA from Phytophthora infestans T30-4, 621 nucleotides. RefSeq lists its product as uncharacterized. Bases 1 to 621 code for a protein of 206 amino acids. The record is from RefSeq and is a predicted model, not a curated record. The transcript is spliced from 3 exons. NCBI's taxonomy places the organism in Eukaryota, Oomycota, Peronosporomycetes, Peronosporales, Peronosporaceae.